AUCCUACAUCCACUGUUAUCAUGCCUGCACCAUCGAGGGACACCAACAAUAUUUCUACAAGGACAGAGAAGGAUUUUCCGAGGGGUAUACCGCCUCCUCAGACCUUCUCUGACCCAUUCGAACAACGAGCUUUCUUGAAAUUUCGCCUGGCUCAAGCGUAUCGUAUCUUUGCAAAGUAUGGCUAUGAUGAAGGCGUCGCUGGACAUAUUACUGUUCGGGACCCUAUCAGAUCAGAUUGUUACUGGGUCAACCCCUGGGGUGUUCACUUCAAGCUCAUCCAGCCCGAGCUCCUCCUUCUUGUAGACCACGAAGGGAAAAUACAGGAAAAGGAAUCUGGGCCCUCCCGGUACCUCAAUCGGGCGGCAUAUAUGAUCCAUUCAGCGGUUCAUGAAGCUCGCCCUGAUAUUCUCUGUGCUGCGCAUUCGCACACUAUACAUGCUAAGGCGUUCAGCGCUCUUGGGGUGCCCCUUGAUCCUAUUACUCAGGACAGCUGUGCAUUUUAUAAGGAUCAUUCCCUAUAUAGCGAGUUUCGUGGCAUCGUCGAGGACCAUGAGGAAGGUCUGGCUAUAGCAAAUGCUCUGGGUCCAAACAAGGCUGUUAUCCUCCAGAACCACGGGAUCCUUGUCGCCACCAAAUCGAUUGAAUCAACCGUCUUCUUUUUCAUCUCUUUGGAAAAGUGCUGCCAGGUUCAAAUGCUAGCGGACCAGGCCGCCGCUGCUCGUGGACUGAAACCAAGCGUUAUUGAUCCAGAAAAUGCGGCUGACACGCAUAAACAUCUUGGAUCUGAGAUGGGAGGCUGGUUCAACGCGAUUCCCGAGUUUCAGCUCUUGGAACACGAGGAAGGAAAGAAAUUCGAGUACUUGCCUGCACAGAAGGAGAAUAUGUAGCUGACCUAUUUACCAAUUCGGAGUCCCUAAGCACCUAGCAAUAUCCCUGUCAGUUCUUUGAUCUACUAAAACAUGGCUAGGUAAUGCAAAAUGAAUGCUAAGUUAUCAUUUC
Molecule: messenger RNA, 999 nt
Organism: Suillus subaureus
Lineage: Eukaryota; Fungi; Basidiomycota; Agaricomycetes; Boletales; Suillaceae
Product: class II aldolase/adducin domain-containing protein
Exons: 7
Coding region: 21-887 (288 amino acids)
Cellular component (GO): cytoskeleton
Molecular function (GO): actin filament binding
Source: RefSeq, a predicted model, not a curated record